Colletotrichum gloeosporioides is the source of this 756-nucleotide messenger RNA. RefSeq names its product 6-phosphogluconate phosphatase. NCBI's taxonomy places the organism in Eukaryota, Fungi, Ascomycota, Sordariomycetes, Glomerellales, Glomerellaceae. The record is from RefSeq and is a predicted model, not a curated record. Bases 1 to 756 code for a protein of 251 amino acids. The transcript is spliced from 2 exons.
AUGCCUCAGGUCAAGUGCAUCCUCUUCGACUGCGACAACACGCUCGUGUUGUCCGAGAUCUCGGCCUUCACCGCCUGCGCCCAGCUCGCCAACGAGAUCCUCGAGAAGUACGGCAUCGAGAAGCGCUACCAGGGCGUCGAGCUUAUGCACAAGUACGUCGGCCGCAACUUCCCCAGCAUGAUGGCCGGCCUCUUCGAGGUGCACAACUUCACCAUGCCCGCCGACGAGCUCGACACCUACACCGCCCGCGAGCUCGAGCUCACCAUCUCGUACCUGCGCAAGCAGGCCGCGCCCUGCAAGAACGUCGUCCCCGUCCUCGACAAGAUCCACAAGGAGGGCAAGUACGCCAAGGCCAUCGUCUCUUCGUCCGCCAUGCCCCGCGUCGUCGCCUCCGUCGAGACCAUCAAGAUCGACCAGUACUUCGGCAAGCCCAACGAGGGCAUCUUCUCCGCCGCCAGCAGCAUCGACCCCCCGACCUCCAAGCCCAACCCCGCCAUCUACCUCCACGCCUGCAAGGUGCUCGGCUUCGAGCCCAGCGAGUGCAUCGCCAUCGAGGACAGCAGGAGCGGCGCGACCGCGGCGAAGAACGCCGGCAUCCCCCUGCUGGGCUACGUCGGCCCCUACUACGACGAGGAGAACGCCGAGGAGAAGGUCGCUGCCCACGUCAAGCUGUUCUCCGAGGAGCUCGGCGCGUUCGAGGUUAUGCACGACUGGAAGGACUUUGAGAGCAUCUUGAACAAGUUCGAGAGCUCAUAG